Messenger RNA from Sinocyclocheilus grahami, 6741 nucleotides. Its product is annotated as iporin-like. The transcript has 13 exons. The record is from RefSeq and is a predicted model, not a curated record. NCBI's taxonomy places the organism in Eukaryota, Metazoa, Chordata, Actinopteri, Cypriniformes, Cyprinidae. Bases 471 to 5414 code for a protein of 1647 amino acids. Gene Ontology annotation, cellular component: cytoplasmic vesicle. Gene Ontology annotation, molecular function: protein binding.
CAGGGACCCAGCAGUCUAAACACCCCACCCACGCACCCACCCUCACGCUGUCAAACCACAGUAUGCAAAACCGGUCAUCUGGACCCAAAAGACGUGACUUAUGACCGUGUAUUACCGUAGAGAUGCCCAAAAGUCAGCAUUGUAAGAGGACGCACAGUUAGUCUUCGCGUCAGGGAGGGUUGGCUUCAUCCUGACGUUGCGCCGCUGUUGCGCUCAGUAUCUUCACCACAAAAUCAACCCAAACGUGGCCAUCUUUCAGCGUGAUUUGACAUCGAGCCAUCUGGGAACCUAGGAGAUGACAUUUAUCGUCAACAUGUUUACCUUCAGCCAAGAGAUCCUCUUUAACCUUUUCUUUAACGUUUCUCACUUCCCAAAACCACGGAUUGGCAUUGGACGUGUGAACUAAAGUCUUCGGAAAACCACAUUCUGCAAAUAUCCAAAUAUUCUUCAUCCUCACCCACUAGGAGAAGAUGGACAGUCCACCUAAGCUAACCGGGGAGACUCUUAUUGUCCACCACGUUCCACUUGUUCACUGCCAGGUUUCAAGCUCACGACAAUACUGUGGUAGUCCAUUGAAAAGGAACAGUAAUCCUUUCAGCUGCCCAGAGAAUCUGGGAUUGAGCCGGACUACCUCCCUACCUGAGAGAGAUAUUCUUCAGCGGGAGGCAUUGGUGUACAGCAGCCUCAUACAGACAUCGAGCAGCAGCCUUAGCUCUAGUGAUACUUUUGGGGAUGGAGGAAUUAGAGGAGGGCAGAAACAAGGAAGAGGUGGGAGAGAAGGGAGUAUGGCAAGUGACACUUCCUCUUUCACCUCAAGCAAUUCUGAAGAUCAAGCUCAAGGCUUGCAGAUGAAGACACGUGAACAGCUGAACUCGAGACGUAACCCCUUUCUGCUCAACACUGAAGAUGAGGAUGAUGAGGAUGAAGACAAUCUGAAUGGAUAUUUGGAAGACUCCUCUUUUCACCUGCAUGGAAAUUUGCAUGAAAUCUCAAAUGCAGCACUUGCAAAUGAAGACUUGCCGUCUUUCCACCUGCAUGACAUUGGGUUCACCGUUGAACCUUUUCUCUUGCAUGGGUCUACAGAAAAACAGUGGAGUUCCAUACAUGGGCCUAGUGGGGAAGCAGAGCACAGAGACCACACAAUAGGUGGGACUUUCGAUUUGUCUACUCACUUGGAGGGACUGAACUUGCUGAGAUUAGAUAGCCAGCGGCGCCACGGAAGCAGUGGUUCCACCCUUUCAAUGGACUGUGGUGAGCAAGAAUGGGGUGAGGAUGAUGAUUAUGAAGACCAGUCCAUGCAGGGUGGCAGAGGAAGCUCAGAGUGUUCCAGUCUUGCAGCACCACAUUGCUCCUGUUGCGGCCUUUCUCAGCCAUACCCUGAACCUUUUCACGAAUCAUUUUCUGAGUGUCACCAGGGCUACGGCAGUGAUUCCUCCUGCAAUAGCUCAGAUGGAGUGCUGGUUAACUUCAGCACGAUUUACAACAAGAUGAACAAUGUUGUCCCAGCCAAACAGUCACUCAAUAUCAACAGUUCAGUCGAGCAAUCCUGUGCCUCAUCUGUGUCUGAGCUUGUUGGGAUGUGCGGAACAGAAUGUAGCAGUGGACGUGGAGCUUUCUACCUGGACUUACACACCUCCCCGAUUGAACCCGCUCAGCAUCCUUCGGCCACUCAAGAACAUGCAAACUCUUCUUCUGUAUCUCAGCCACAAGGUGCCAAUAUGGAACUAGAUGCCAACUGUAACUCAUACCACAACCUUCUUGGAAGUGAGGCACUGUCCUCCGUUGAAACCUCUGCCAGUGAACUCAUCUCGUGUCUUCAAAGCCAAGCUCGCUUGGUUGUAGCAACUCAGAAUUACUACAAGCUGGUGACAUGUGACCUUUCUUCCCAGUCCUCUCCCAGUCCAGCGGGAUCAUCGGUCACAAGCUGCUCAGAUGAGCACAGCAAAGGAAGUCCCACUCAGCCAGCAGAGUACUACCUAUUCCAACAAAUGAAAGAGGAUGAAGAAGAGGAAGAUGCAGAGAAUGAAGAAAAGGAUUCAUGUGAGAUUGAAUCUACCCGUGAGAAUGUAAUUGAGGGGCAGGUGUAUAUCAACAUCUCCCCACCUACAACAACCUGCAAUUCAGUUGGUGCUUCAGGGAGCGGUCGACCUCGUUCUCGCAGCUACGAUCGGAACCUAGACAAGUCACCAUCUCCUCGCCUUGGGUCCUUGGAGCGCAUGCUCAGCUGCCCUGUUCGGCUCAGUGAGAGUGCAGCCCCUAGCCCGCCACCUCCACCACGUGUCACUUCUUUUGCGGAAAUAGCGAGGAAUAAGAGGAGAACCGGAGGAUCACCAUCACAGAGGGGCGGAAUGGAGGCCACAUCCAUGAACUCUCACUCAUCUGGAGAGUUCUCGCCCAUCCUGGAAGACCUUCCACAGGGUCAGAGCCACAGUUUGCCACCACUCACUCGAUGCCAUAGUCAAGGGAGCUGUGAUUUGUCCUCCCCGCAUAGAUCUCGGAGUACACCGCUGCGAGAAUCACCAGGGGGAGCAGGAAAACGGGCUCGAACCAAAGCAGAAGGUGGCCUGUCUAGCUCCACAGACUCCUCUCCAGUUGUAUUUCGCUAUAGCAAAGAUCAACGUCCGACCUCAUUACCCAUUCAGCCUUUCACUUUCCAGCACCAGUUUGGAAAACCCCAGACGAAGCCUCUCCUUCCUCUUUUGGACGGAUACAUCAGCCAAAUGCAGGCUCGAGGGGCUGCAGUGUCUGAGGGAGGUGAAGAUGACUCGGAAGAAGAUCGUAGGCCACCUCACGGCUCCUCCAAUGCACCUACAACAGUGCGGCCAUCCCCACUGGGCAGCUAUUCCCCAAUUCGCCUCGAAGUUGCACCCACCUCUUCUGGAACCUGCUCGACGUGCACUCCGACCCCUGGUGGUCCGAGGCCACCACGUUCCCUCUCUUGCCCGAUCUCUGCAGGUCUUCUGCCCCAGCAUACCCCAACUGGAAUGGCCAUAUGUACAGAGACGCCUAAACUUGCCCCCUUACCUCCAACACCGCCUCCACCUCCGCUGAUGAAGCAGAGUCUGCUGAUGCCUGCAUUGCCCACUAGAAAUCACUGUUUCCACCGUGGCAAUUUGCCGACGCUACCCAGCUCAGGUCUCAGUCCUCGUGGACCGUUGGAACCAGCGCCACAGGAAGAGCCAGUGAAGGUUUUACCGGCAUGUGUGACACCGCAACAGCCUAAUGUGCACCACCUCUCCCCGCAGGCACUCAAAUGGAGAGAGUACAGGCGCAAGAACCCUCUGGGUGUGGAGCGUGGUAAAAACGGCCCUCAUUCUUUCUCUUGUGCUUUGGAAACCAAGAGACCUGGAACUCGAGUCAUGCGACGCAAUGUGUUUGAUUUCUCUCCCACCAAUCAACCACUCAGCUUCGGCAGACUUAAUGGGCAGUCAUUGAGGCAACUGCCGCAGUGCUACAGUGACUUCCUGCCGGAUUAUUUCUCUCAGACAGAGCGCCCCCCAGAAGAAUUCUGCUUAUCUCCUGAUGCUAAUACUGAUGAAUCCAUCUCUAUAGACCUGUUGCAGAAGAGAGGUUUGGUGAAGGCCAUAAACACAGCAGUCGAUCUGAUAGUGGCUCAUUUUGGCACCAGUCGGGAUGCAGGAGUAAAGGCCAAAUUGGGAAAUAGCUCUGUAAGUCCGAAUGUGGGUCACCUUAUUCUAAAGUACCUCUGUCCUGCCAUUCGUGAGAUACUGCAUGAUGGACUGAAAGCGUAUGUACUGGACCUGAUCAUCGGACAACGCAAAAACCAGCCCUGGAGUGUGGUGGAGGCCUCCACACAACUCGGUCCCUCUACGCGGGUUUUACACAGUCUGUUUUCUAAAGUCAGUCAGUAUUCUGAGCUGACCAAUCACAGUAUGAGACUCAAUGCCUUCAUCUUCGGCCUGCUGAACUUGCGAUCUCUGGAAUUCUGGUUCAAUCACAUUUAUACACAUGAAGACAUUGUAGCAGCCCACUACCACCCAUGGGGUUUCCUACCCCUGUCUCAAGGGGCCUGCCAGCCACUGUUUGAAGAGUUGCAGCUCCUUCUUCAGCCGCUCUCACUGUUGCCCUUUGACCUUGACUUGCUAUUUGAGCCACACCAGCUACAGAAAGGGGAAGAACACCUGAGACGCAAAGAACAGCUGUGCUGUGCUCGCCAAGGCCUCGACCAAUCAGAUUGCUCCACCUUUCAGCUCAUGCGAGGCUGUGGAACGUUGGAGUCUGGAGCACAGGACGUGGGAAUGCAGCCUCAGAGAGAAAGGUUCUUGUUGAGAGAUGAAGACAGCCGGCUUAGGACAGAGGGAGUGACAUUAAAAAUGAAAUGUAAUGGGCGGAGGAGUGCGGGAGAAGAGUGUGAAUCACGGGAUAAGGAGGCUGGAGUUGGCAAAGAGUUUUUGAGGAAGAGUGACGCAGGACAGAUAGAUGGUGGCGGGUGGUGUGCUGGCAGGAUGAAGGGAGUUGGAGAAGACUGUGAGAAAGAGAAAAGGAGAGAAAGAGAUGGAGAUGGAGCCAAACAGAGAAACCGACAAGCUGGCUGGUGGUACCAGCUGAUGCAAAGUUCACAGGUUUACAUCGACAACUCCGCCGAGGGCUCAAAAUUUGUGAAGUUGGAGAAGAGGAGGAAAGGUGGUGUUGAGAGCCACCGACAAAGCCAUCCACCUCCUAGAGAAGGUGUGGUUGAGGGGGCCGAGGCCAUCCAACCAAUGGAUGAACAGGUGGAACAUUGUCGGACCAGCAGUAGCAAUAUUAAUAGCAUUGGCAAUGCUGUCCUCCACCAAUCAGCAUUGUCAGAACCCACCAAAGUCACAAAGGGGAAGCCAUCGUGGAUGGGAAGUCCUCCGGAAUCAGUCCUCACUGAGCUGAAGAAGAGUAAGGAAAAGCAGCCAGACUGCCAGGAUGCCUUUAAAGGGGUUCAGGCCCAGCCAGGAGCAGGGGAGGAUGGGUCGGCACAGGUUCUCCGCUGGGGUCGGCUGUUUGGAGCUGGAAACGCAAGCAAGGUGGAGAAGAGUGAGCAGAAACAAGUCAGAAAACAAAGAUUGCCGUCUGGUUGGUUGAGUCUCGACCGUUCCAUGUUGGAUCUGGUGGCUCAGUCUGUUGGAGUGGGAAAAAGAGCGGAGCAACAAUCUCUCACGUCUCAAAGCCAAGAAUCCCACCUUGGCCCAACUGAACAAGCACAAACACAGAAUCUCCCAAAACAGAGACAAGUCCCAUGUGAAGUGAAGGCGUUAUGCCAUCAUAUAGCCACAGAGCCAAGGCAGCUCAGUUUCCAUAAAGGUGAUGUGCUGCAGGUGCUCAGCAGGGCAGACUCUGAUUGGCUGCUGUGUGCUCUGGGCGACAGCCAGGGCCUGGUUCCCAUCAUAUACGUCACCCUGAUUGAGGACCGUCAGGAGCGCUGAAACUCGUAGGCUUCGAUAGAGACAGGUGUGAGAUGCGGUUGGGGAUAAAGAGGAAGGUCACUGCUUUUCUGAAUAUAAAAUCUGCUGCACAAUGGAUGAGUCUGACGGAUUCAUUAUGUGCUUGCAUGUGUAUGUAAACACCAAUACACCAGUGCACACACACAAACAUCACACUUUGCUGUUGUGAAAGCACCCUCUUUAUUUCAAUGAACAGCAUUGAGCCAACCAGUGAUUAGAAAGUGUAGAUCUAGUUACUGAGUAGUGAAAUUGUUUGCAAUGGGCCAUCGGGCUUUGCAACUUAGCUUGUAAUCAUAAAUGUCAAUAGCCUUUUAAAAAUAACUAAAAAACCAAAUGAAGUUGUUAGAUGACACUACUGGCACAUAUGCCUUGUCUUUAUUAAAUACUGUAUGAUUUUAUCUAAUCUAGAUGUUAACCAACUCAUGUGUUGUGACUGACAGUGUGUGCAUGUGCCCUUCAGAGGUCAUGCGUAAACUGGAGGUCAUUCGUAAAUAUCUCUUUCUCACACUGUUCGUGCAAAGAACUGUAUGAAGCUGUAUAGUAAAUCACUGAAAAGGGAAGCCUUGGUUUUUAAGUCUACAGGAAUUAAAGCUCAUUAACAUGUUGAAAAAGACUAAGUAUUUUCCCAACCUUACAGGACAAGGGAAAUCAGCCUGUCCAGAGGCAUUUGUUUUCUCCAGCCUGUGCUGCUUUGACAGGUAAAUCGAUACACUAAUGCGAUCACCUCAAUCUCUGUCCCUUCAUUUCAAGCUUUUUUCACCAAUUUCAAGGGACAAUUUACAGCCUGCAAGAUUGCCUGCAUGUGAUGGAGUGCAUCACAAAUGUUUUGCUUUUGCUGAUACUUAACUGAUUUAAAGAGUUGAAAUAAGCUCCAUCUUUAACCUUAAAUGUGAUAUAUUCCUUCCUAUAUAUCAACCUUUGCACAACGUGCAAUAUAUAUAUAUACAGUAGAAAGGGAAGAUAUGUCUAAUGUUUGUCUAGUUUAGAUUUUUGGUUGUUUUGAUUUGGUUCAAGGAGCUUUUGAUUCUGUUUGGAAUAUAUAUUUAUUAAGAUAGAUGAGUCUGUAGAUGAACGGAUGGAUGUAUAGAUAGAAUGGGAUGGAUUUAUAGAGUUUUAUGUAAGUAGUUGAAUAGAUGGUGAACAAAAAAAGAGUUUAAUGGGGUUUGGUGGCGAAUCCCUUCCCCUUCAAAUACAUUCAGUUCAUGAGAUGAUUUCCUCCAGCAAGUGAAAGUGUUCUUCCAGACAUUUUAAUGCUUAAAUAUUAUCCACAAAUAAUUUUCUCUGCUUUUGCAGUAGAGGACAAAAAAAA